GCCGUCGCGGAGCCUCCCGCCCGGCUGCCCGUGGCUGUUCGCGCCGUGGCCGCCGCCGCGCCGCGGGUCAGCACGUGCGCGGCCCCCGCCUCCCAGCAGCGCGGAACCCCAGUUCCGACCCCGCAGAGCGCAGCGCCCUCCUGGCGGCGGCGCGAUGCUGUGCUUCCUGAGGGGAAUGGCCUUCAUCCCCUUCCUCCUGGUGACCUGGUCGCCCGCCGCCUUCAUCGUCUCCUACGUGGUCGCCGUGCUCUCCGGGCACGUCAACCCCUUCCUCCCCUACAUCAGUGAUACAGGAACAACACCUCCAGAGAGUGGUAUUUUUGGAUUUAUGAUAAACUUCUCUGCAUUUCUUGGUGCAGCCACGAUGUACACAAGAUAUAAAAUAGUAGAGAAGCAAAACCAAACCAGCUAUUUCAGCACUCCUGUUUUUAACUUGGUGUCGUUAGUUCUAGGAUUGGUGGGAUGCAUCGGAAUGGGCAUUGUAGCCAAUUUCCAGGAGUUAGCUGUCCCCGUGGUACACGACGGCGGUGCCCUUUUGGCGUUUGUCUGCGGUGUUGUGUACACGCUCCUGCAAUCCAUCAUCUCUUACAAAUCGUGUCCCCAGUGGAACAGCCUUUCCACAUGCCGCAUACGGAUGGCCAUCUCUGCCGUUUCCUCCGCAGCCGUCAUCCCCAUGAUUGCCUGUGCUUCGUUAAUUUCUAUAACCAAGCUGGAGUGGAAUCCAAAAGAAAAGGAUUAUGUAUAUCAUGUAGUGAGUGCGAUCUGUGAAUGGACAGUGGCCUUUGGUUUUAUUUUCUACUUUCUAACAUUCAUCUACGAUUUCCAGAGUGUCACCCUAAGGAUAUCCACAGAAAUCAAUGGUGAUGUUUGAAGAAAGGAGAAUUCAAUCUCACUCAAUGAAAGUGGCAGACAAUUUCUAGAAGUGGUACAGAGGAUAGACAGGGUUUUAACACCGCCCUGCGUGGAAUUCAUCUGCAGCACAUCCAGGACUUGAAUUUCUUUAAGAAUUCCCAAUAGUUGUACUAUU
Messenger RNA from Balaenoptera musculus (blue whale), 1027 nucleotides. Its product is annotated as DNA damage-regulated autophagy modulator protein 1-like. Gene Ontology annotation, biological process: regulation of autophagy. The coding region runs from base 155 to 871 and encodes 238 amino acids. Gene Ontology annotation, cellular component: lysosome. NCBI's taxonomy places the organism in Eukaryota, Metazoa, Chordata, Mammalia, Artiodactyla, Balaenopteridae. The record is from RefSeq and is a predicted model, not a curated record. The transcript has a single exon.